AUGCCACCAAGAGAUGAAAAAAUUCAAGUCGAUCAGCGCAAAUUUGAGCCUGGCCUAGCAACAAUCCCGGCUCAAGCUUACCGAAAAGCGCUCAAAUCUGGCUUCAGAUUCAAUCUAAUGGCGAUUGGAGAGCCAAGUUUGGGAAAGACAUCGACAGUGAAUACAAUCUUCAAAUCGGAAAUUUACAACGAGCAAUUUGUCAGCUCAACUCAGAGAAUCGCCAAUUCGGACUCGCUGAUUGUCCAAGAAUUUGACCUGAAGCUGAAAGAGAAUGGUGUUCCACUGAUUCUCAGAGUCAUCGACUGUCCUGGUUAUGGCGCCUUCAUCGACAAUUCAAACCAAGUGCCAACUAUUGUCAGUUAUCUGGAUGGUAGACACAGACGGCAAUUCGACCAAGAAAUGGAUAUCGACCGUGACAUUGAAAAAAAUGAUGAUGAGCUUGUCCACUGCUGUCUCUUCUUCUUUUCGCCAAAUUGCCGGACAGUCAAAGAACUCGACCUUGAGUGCCUAAAAGCGAUCCACAACAAAGUCAAUGUUAUUCCAAUCAUCGCGAAGGCUGAUAGUUUGACGCUGGACGAGCGACACGACGUUUCUCUAUUCGACGAAGAAAAGAAAGAAGAGCCCGAAUCAAAGCCAGUCGCCAUGAGACGCUAUACCUUCGGAGCAUGCGAGAUCGAAAACGACGAGCACUCCGAUAUGCGAAUUUUGCGCCAUCUGAUGAUUCAAACGCAUCUUGUCGAUCUUGUCAACUCGACAAAAAAUGAAAAAUACGGGAAUUUUCGCGAGCACUGGUUGACAAAGCACCCAAUUAAAUUUCCAGAAAAGAAGCCGGAAACGACCGAAGAGCUGAAAAAACGUCUUGACAAGGAGCUCAAGGAUGAAAUAAUGGGGCACAAAGAAAAACUCCAACGAAUUCAAGCGGACAUGGAAGCAGUCUUUCAAAAGAAACUCCAAGAGCGGCGGAUGAAAAUCGCCGAAGGAGAAAGAAAACUUGAAGAAAUGCAGAAAGCCCACCGGGAACACAUGAAAGAUGAAGAAAACGUCAUCGCAAUCAAGCGAAAGUAA
Oikopleura dioica is the source of this 1065-nucleotide messenger RNA. The record is from the annotation of a GenBank genome assembly. NCBI's taxonomy places the organism in Eukaryota, Metazoa, Chordata, Appendicularia, Copelata, Oikopleuridae.